AUGACUGACGUAAAGCCUAUCUUGACUUCGCACCGGUCUGGGGUCAUGGUCACGUGGUUGGCUCAUGCGAGGCGCGGCGCGUUACAGGGUCCUGGAAACCAAUUGAUGGAUGGUCUGGGGACUGAGAUUCUCGAGGGAAAACAAGGGAGUGAGGACCUACGCAGCCAGAUCCAGCGCGAGCUCGAUAUGGCAGAGGAGCAGAUGAACUCUCUUCAUGACCGACGCAUGCACCUCCAAACACUGAUGCAGAUGACAUCCACGUCAGGGCAGUAUCUUCGACCGCGUGCUAUCCGUGCAUUUCAUGGACUGGAGGACCUGAACACGCCAAGCAUGGAAGGACUGACCUCAAGUUCGCCCAGUCACCUCAUGCUUCCAGAGAGUCAUGCAUUUCCCAUGCCAGAGGUUUCCACUUUGAGCAAAUCUCAAAAGGAUUCACAGGCACUUGCCAGGGCCAUGGCCGUGAUUCUGGAGCGCUGGAUGACCGGUGAUAUUCGCAUGUUGGCGUUUGAAUGGGCAGACGUUUUAAAUGUUGCCUCCUCGUUGUUUCAAGCAUCACCAGAUCUAAAAGAUAUAAUGGAUACUCGAGUUCUCAUGCUUGGGUACGUGUCUAUAUGCUCACACAGUGCGCUACACGGUAUGUCGCAAGGUACUUCAUCCGCGGUGCGAGGCUAUGCGUUUCGACUCUUGCGCUACAUCUUGUCUGUGGCUUGGGAGCCUGAGGAUGCAUUGUAUCAUGCUAGUGUAGAGACGCUGGCAGAACUAGCCGUGCCUCUGGUGACCAAUCUCCUGACCUUGCUAGAUCGCCCCGCUACGCGGCGGUAUAUCUCGCCAGGCACGGACCUGGAGGCCGUCUUGGCCGGAUUCUCUACUGUUCCGAUGCCCAAAACUGAUAUCCAUAUCCAGCGACUACAGACAACAGGGCAUAUCAUGACUCUGCUUUUGCGAUCCUGGGCGGGUCUCUUUUAUCUCUGCCAGCGAGACUGUGGGGCCUUGAAAACGUUGGUGGCGACACUCCGCGUACAGGACGAAGACGUUCUCCAUUAUGCCUUGGGUACGAUCGACAGCCUUGUGCAGUUAGUGGAUUCAUCCCAGCUAGAGGCUGAUCGGUUGCACCAAGCCCCCUACCUUAGUACCGGUCUACUCCGUGAGCAGUAUGUGGCCCUUGUACUGGGACUGCUGUUCGAUGUGGGCUUGAUCGAUGCUCUUGUGUCCAUCGUACAACAUUCGCUUACCGCCCGCGACUAUGCGAGUGACAUUCUUGCCCGUAUUUUGCGCUUUUCCAAUCGGGCCCUGCCAGAUGAAUCGACGGAGAUGCAUGCCCUUCCUGAGCUCCUAAAUCACCUGUGUCUUCCUGGGGAGCCAUUGGCGAUGGUAGAUGCAGCAGGUGCAAUGCAUGCGAUCGACGAUGCAAGUGCCCGGUAUGAAACGAGCAGGAAACGAACCAUGGUAGGGACUGUCUUUUGGGAUGAAUCUUACUUUCGUGCGCUGAUCCGGGAUUCCAUGGUGGUAGCGACAAAGGAUUUUUCGACGUGGAAUACCGCAUUGAUCGAAGAGCUACUCGAUGGCCCACUCCAUGAGCCCCGCCGAUUUGAGGAGGCACUCAACAACACCAAGUUGGUUCGACGGCUCAUGUCGUUUUAUCUUCCCUCGAAUCAGCGAUAUGCGGCCCUGCCCCAAAAUGAGGCUGGGCGCCGCUGGACAAAGAUGGGAGUCAAACUGGUCCGCCUUCUACUGCGUCAUUCAGAGGGUGUACGGCUCCUGGCUGAGGAUCGGUUUCUUCUGGAAUUGCGGGAAGCUUUUGAGCAGCUUGCGCAGAUGCCAAUGGAAGCAUUGUUCAGCUCGACCAACCUCAAGCGUACCAUGACGAGCGGGUAUUUUGACUUGCUAGGGGCUCUGUCAGAACAAUCGCAAGGCCUCGAGCUCCUGGCACAUGCUCGUCUAUUUUCCACAUGGAUGAAAUUGUGUGAUCUCGAUUCGGAUGCUAGCAGCAGAGUGCUGGAAGCUCUCGUCAAUAAGUUGGAUAUGACAGGCCCCUCCUAUACCCGAGUGUUCCUCGAACGUUCUCUGACAAAAGCACCAGUGACCGUGCGCAGGGCAGCUACGGAGCGAGUUGCUCAUGCACUUUGGAUCGAUGGCGAAACCCAGUCUUGGGCCAUGUCGCUUCUCCUUGCCCAGCUCCACGACGUGGCACAAAGUGUGCGCGCCUUGGCUAGAGUGCGACUACAGGCUGCCUGUCAUCACCCUGCGAUGGCACAGUGCGCUAUGAGGCAGGGGCCGCCCACAGAUCUGCUUGUCUCGGAGGACACACUUGCCCUACAAUGUUUGGCUGUUCCCCUCGGAUUUCAGACAAUGUUGCGCCAUGGGCUCUUGGUUUCGUUGACAGAGCUUUGGCAGAGACAGGAGCACAUGGCAUAUGUGGGCCGAGUGGAACAAGUCGUGGCGCCCGAACAGAGCCAGGGCUCCCUUGCCUCCCCCCUUCCGCCCCACCUUUACGGCCAGCUUGCAUGCACAGAACCUGGGUGCCAGUACCUGCAGGAGCUGCAUGUGCUGCCUGAGUGGGUGUCUCUUUUGCAGCGCGACCAGCGGGAGGCGUAUGAUUCACAUAUUCUGCAUCAGGUCAAAGCAGCAUUGUGGGCAUGCGGCCACAUUGGCGCGUCUGAUUUAGGAGUGUCGCUACUGGAAGACCAUGGCCUACUGGAUGCGCUAGUAGCGGCGGGUUCCUCGCCGGUGGUGUCUGUCCGAGGCACGAGCUUUUAUGCCUGCGGUCUGGUGUCGCAGUCAGUGCGCGGACGUGAAGCUUUAGCAACACGGCACUGGACGAUGCGUGGACUGUGUCUGCCAGUCAAUCGGCGUGCGUUUGUGUGCUUGAACGAGCCCCAGACCUUCGUGAGUGACGCUUUCGCGUCGCGUCUUGUACCCGCCGAAGAUAAAAGCGAAAGUGACGCAGCGAUGCUCCUUGCCAAGCUUGGAAAUGGCGUUGUUGCGGGACAGGCCCGCCGUGCACUUGUGCGGAUGCAUGAGCAGGAUCCCGCGCUGUUUCAGCGGGUUUCUCUUUUGGCCCGUGCACUUCACUUGAUGGAUCAUUUUCCCAUGCGACUGGCGGCUCGCCGGACCAUAUGGGCCCUGAUGGCCGAUUGUGACAUCUCCUUAGAGACUGUCACUGCGCUACGGCGCUGGCGCUCUGCGCAUGUGGCUGUGGCUCCGGCUGUGCCGACGCGCCGUGCUCCGAGAUCCCAGCCAUCCCAAACAAGCCGCCUCAAUAAAAAUCAUCUCUACGAUGUACCCGAAUUUCGCCGGUUUCAAGGGGGUACGGAUGCCCGACCCAUGCCCCUCUAUUCUCGACCUGCAAAGGACGCGGCGCCUCCUCAAGGUGCUGUUAUGGGCAGUGCAUCACGCCACGAAUGGCCACUGCAAAUGCGAGGUUUUGUGUAA
This is a messenger RNA of Malassezia sympodialis ATCC 42132, 3432 nucleotides long. RefSeq lists its product as uncharacterized. Gene Ontology annotation, biological process: TORC2 signaling. Gene Ontology annotation, cellular component: TORC2 complex. The record is from RefSeq and is a predicted model, not a curated record. The coding region runs from base 1 to 3432 and encodes 1143 amino acids. NCBI's taxonomy places the organism in Eukaryota, Fungi, Basidiomycota, Malasseziomycetes, Malasseziales, Malasseziaceae. The transcript has 4 exons.